AUGGAGAAGAACCAGAAACGAAUAUCCACCCGCGCCGGCUCCGUGUCUGUUCGAGGUUACUCGUCCGACCGAGUCGUCUGCCCCGCUACCCGUGCCGUUUCCAGCGCCGAGACCGUACUGAUCCACGAAAACGCAAAUAGAUCCGCUGCUCCCGCACCUUUCCCAUCCGCCAAAUGUGAAUUCCGCGAGAGCGACUUCAAGCGGCCGCCCGUGUCUCGCGAGUACGUCGCGGCCCUCGAGUCCCGCAUCGCCUCGCUCGAGAGCCUGCUUGGCAACCUCAAGGCCGCCGACGGCGACGAGCGCAACCAGAUCCUCGACGACCUCGAGGUUCAGGACUAUGUGCCCUCCUUUUCCGGCCUACCUUUGGCGGAUGAAAUUGCGCUGAGUGAGGCCAUGACCAAGGCUUCGUUUCAGGAGAUGACUGAUGGGUCCAUGAUCUACCACGGCCCGACAAGCAUCUUCCAAAACGAAGUCAGCCCCUCAAUAUACCCAACCAGCUCCUCCACGGCCUCGAAACCUUCGGCCUUCCACGAGGAUAAGGCCAAUCUAACCAACCAGACUAUGCGUCUCUGCAUCGGCCUCUUCUUUUUCUGGCAGUAUCCGCUCUUCAUGUUCAUCGACAGGGAAGCUUUCGUCCAAGAAUUUGAAGACAACCCUGCCGACGGCAACUUUUGUUCGCCGCCCUUGAUCUACGCGUGUGCCGCCCUGGGUGCGCUCAUGUCCAAGGAUCCGGAAAUCCGGCCCAGGGCACAGGAGUUCGCGGACACGGCGCAGACUAUCUUGACCACAGAUGAGUUGGGUGUUUCUAGGCCAACUUCGGUGCAGGCCUGGUUGUGUCUUGCGUAUUUCGAAGUCGGUUUGAGUAACAUGUCCAAGUCGUGGCUGUACACAGUCCAUGACAUGCUAUCCCAGACUUUCGCCCCCAAGAAGAUGAAGGACCCAGCCGCAAGGAGGUGGAAUGAGGUCUCCCUGAAUAAGCUCAACGCCAGGUUGGUCGCGUGGCACGAGGCGCUGCCCACCAACAUGCGAUGGAAGAAGUGGUUCACCAACAAGGAUAUACUACAGCCCAACGUGUCGAUUCUGCACACCCGCAUCUGCCUUAAUCUGCCCUUCCUAGCAUCCGUCCGGCACAUCCCCUCCACGGCAGAGUUGGUCGACAACGACGACGACACUCCCGAGACAGCCUCCAACAACCCAAUCAUCAAGUCGCUCAGGAUAUGCCAGUCCUCUGCGCAAGGUAUAGCCGACGUCCUACAGCGCUUUAAGAGCCAACACACCCUAGGCAACGCGCCCCUCAUUUUCGUCGGCGCCACCAUCGUCGCCACGAACGCCGUCCUGGUGACGACGAGGCGCCAGAGGGGUGGCGGCGGGGUGCCGCAGUUGAUGAAAGACACGUUGCUGCCUGUGCUUGACGGCGCUCUGGAGGAUAUGUCUGCUUCGUAUAAGCUUGCGGAGGAGGCUAGGGCCAAGGUCCGGAUUGCGUUGAAUACGAAGGAACAGCAUAGACAUGAUGCAGGAGGACAGCAGCCUGAGAUCCUGCCGGUUGGGGUGGAUGGUGAGAGUGCUUGUGGAACUGAGCCGGUGGCUGUGGUGGUCGAUCCAGCGCUCUCGAGCCCGGUUGAUCCUCCUGUGACGACAGCGGCCGGCCCGGGCUCGGCGACGGUGACGACAGAGGUACCUGGCUUCAUGAGUCCUGAGCAACAAGGUUGGCAGCCUUUAAGUGUGCUAGAUGGUGAAACGGCUUUCUGGGGGAACCUUGGCAACGACAUAUUCGCAGGUUCAGAGCUGGAGUAUCUUGACGGCGUGACGGAGUUCGACUGGACCGACCGGCCGCCAAUACCUUGA
This is a messenger RNA of Colletotrichum fioriniae, 1845 nucleotides long. The record is from RefSeq and is a predicted model, not a curated record. Lineage: Eukaryota; Fungi; Ascomycota; Sordariomycetes; Glomerellales; Glomerellaceae.